UUUUUAGUCACACUAAUGACUUCAGCAUGACCACAGCAUGCUUGAUUUGUUGGCUAGUUUUGAGUUUCAGCCUAAAAUUGCACAAAGAAUCUCUCCUUAAAAAGUGGAAAAGGUAAGGGACAGAAUAAAGCCGAAAAGUUGUCAUAUUACAGGGAGGGUUAACUUCGAAGAACACUACUUCAUUAUUAUCUUGCAUGUAAUUGUUGUAAUUUGUUCGUUCCCCUUCAGUCCUUGUCUGCUGACUGCAUUUUUACAUCAACUGUAUGUUAUCGCGGAAAAACAUCAUGGCAGAAUGCGUUCCAUCCAGAGCCACGGGAAUGGAAGGAGGAAUUGUGGUAAAUAGUUUCAAACUUUUUGUUUUGUAGUAGACUAUUGUUAUAUACCCAUAUUUAUCCUAUCUGUGGUUUGUUUUCUUGAGUAACUUGUUGCAGCUGAUUUCAGCUGAUCAAGCACUGUCUUCUGAUCAUGGACUUUUUAAAUUGAUAGGCUACUUACAGAUAUAGCCAAUUGGAAUAUUGCAUUAAUGAAUUGAUCAUAUCUUUGCAAGUGUUCCUUAUCUUUGUUUAUCAUAUCUUAGAUUAAAGAUGAUUGGCCCGGAUACAGUUUAGAGCUCUUCACUUAUCCAGAGCAUUACCGUGAAGAUAUAGAGAGUGUCUACAUUCCACAUGGGGUUAUCAUGGACAGGUAAAAUUUAUUUUAUAAUCUGGAGGAAAUUCAUACAAACCUUUUCACCAACUUGCUGAGGUGAUCAGAAGCCAAUGUACUAUUAUAUUUAUGUUAUUGUAGUUACAAUAUGGAACAUACAUUACUACAGUACUGUGCUUUAAAGGAUGCUCUUAAAUAGGAAUAUCACCCCCUUUUUAAAAAUCCUUAUCACUGGACUUGACCCACUUUAUUGGUCUUCUCCUGGUGCACUCAUUGGCCUGGGUUCACAGCUCUGAUUUUCUACCUCAUGUGGAAAGGAAUGCUGGUGCGUGCCACAUUUCUACCAACCAGGGAGGCUUGGAGGACUUCAAGAAGUCAUUGAGUUGAGAACUGUGUAUUGAAAGUACACAAUAAACUAUACCAUUGUGUGUGCGCGUGUGCGUGCGUCAUACACACUGAAUGCCUUGGCAAUUAGUGAUAAAGCGUCAACUCUAUGGUAUCAUGUGACCUCAAAAUUUAAUCACACACUGCUCUGUCUGUGUAAUUGUGAUUUUCUGGGGAGGUUUAACAUGAUUUGUACUGUAGGACGGAGCGCCUGGCCCGACACAUCAUGGAUGACAUUGGGGAUCAUGACAUGGUGGUGCUGUGUGUACUGAAGGGAGGGUACAAGUUCUGUUCUGACCUGGUGGAGUUCAUUAAGGUACAAUGCCGCAACUCCAACAAGCACCUGGAGACCAGAGUGGAGUUUAUUAGGCUGAAGAGCUACCUGGUAAGUAACAUCAAGUUCUUUUAAAGUCUUUUGAAAAGGCUGUAUCAUCACAUCAUUUAUCAGUCGCUUGUGAUGAAGUUAGAGAUAAACAUAGUAGUGAAUAUGAGGUUCUCUAGUUUCAUGUAGUUGAGGAGCUGCUUGGUUGGUGCCACAAUAUCCUACUAUUUAUUUGUCCUUUGAAAUCUUCUGCAUGUAUUGUUUAUGCAGCUGGGCUUCUCUUCACCAGAGCAACUGGGAGGCCUGUUCAGAUGCUGUAUCGUCAAUGUAUAACAUUCAAAUCUCGAAAUGGUCAUAUUUUAGCACUGACUUCAGAACAUUCAGGAAAAUACUUGAGUUGAAUAGAAAUAGAAGCAACCUGUUAUUUCUGUUAUUAAUAAUUGGUUCAUGUUUGGAGAUGGAAGAGUAUAUAGUCUGUCUGAGUGUGUGUGUGUGUGUGUGUGUGUGUGUGUGUGUGAAUGUGUAUGUGUAUGUGUGUGUGACUUUGUUGAGCUACACAAUCAAUUUGAGAGACUUUUGGUAAUGUAGUAGUGUAUGUGGACACCUGCUCGGAGUUGGUCCCCCCUUUGCUGCUAUAACAGCCUCCACUCUUCUGGGAAGGCUUUCUACUAGAUGUUGGAACAUUGCUGCAUGGACUUGCUUCCAUUCAGCCACGAGCAUUAGUGAGGUCAGGCACUGAUGUUGGGCAAUUAGGCCUGGCUCGCAUUCGGUGUGUCAAUUCAUCCCAAAGGUGUUCGAUGGGGUUGAGGUCAGGGCUCUGUGCAGGCCAGUCAAGUUCUUCCACACUGAUCUCGACAAACCAUUUCUGUAUGGACCUUGCUUUGUGCACAGGGGCAUUUUCAUGCUGAAACCAGAAAGGGCCUUCCCCAAACUGUCACCACAAAUUUGGAAGCACAGAAUCGUCUAUAAUGUCAUUGUAUGCUUAGCGUUAAGAUUUCCCUUCACUUGAACUAAGGGGUCUAACCCGAACCAUGAAAAACUGCCCCAAACCAUUAUUCCUCCUCCACCAAACUUUACAGUUGGCACUAUGCAUUUGGGCAGGUAGCGUUCUCCUGGCAUCCGCCAAACCCAGAUACGUCCGUCGGACUGCCAGAUGGUGAAGCGUGAUUCCUCACUGCAGAGAACGCGUUUCCACUGCUCCAGAGUCCAAUGGCGGCGGGCUUUACACCACUCCAGCCGACGCUUGGCAUUGCACAUGGUGAUCUUAGGCUUAUGUGCGGCUGCUCGGCCAUGGAAACCCAUUUCAUGAAGCUCCCAAAAACAGUUAUUGUGCUGAUGUUGCUUCCAGAGGCAGUUUGGAACUUGGUAGUGAGUGUUGCAACCGUGGACAGACAAUUUUUACGCGCUACACACUUCAGCACUCGGCAGUUGACCGGGGCAGCUCUAGCAGGGCAGAAAUUUGACAAACUGACUUGUUGGAAAGGUGUUAUCCUAUGACGGUGCCACGUUGCAAGUCACUGAGUCCUUCAGUACGUGCCAUUCUACUGCCAAUGUUUGUCUAUGGAGAUUGCAUGGCUGUGUGCUCAAUUUAUAUACCUGUCAGCAACGGGUGUGGCUGAAAUAGCCGAAUCCACUCAUUUGAAGGGGUGUCCACAUACUUUUGUGUGUGUAGUGUACUUUAGGAUGGUUCGAUAUGAGCGUUAGGAAAUUAGCUUAAGGAAAUUAAACGUGAAAUGAGAAAUUAUUGGAAAUGAUAACUUUUUCAGUCUCCUCAUUGUGCGCUAUACUCCUAUGAAAGGUCAUGAAUUUCUGUCACAUCGAUUAAGGCAGCCCCCCGCACAUUUCUGAUUCAGAGGGGUUGGGUUAAAUGCGCAAGACCAAUUUCGGUUGAAUGCAUUCGGUUGUGCAACUGACUAGAUAUCCCCUUUCACUUGGGAUUUUGUAUUUUGGCUAACUCAGCAUCUGAAAUAUCUGACUCCAGCAUGAUUGUAGAAUUGAGCUGACCUGAAUGACAGUGUCUGUAUUAGCUCCAUUGUCACUGUCCUUUAUUCUGGCCCUUUUCCAUUCCAUCUAAAGCCUCACUGUCUAAAUGAUAGUGAUUAUGUAGACACUAGACAGUCACCAUCAUGGACAUUUCACUGAUCUGUGCAGCAUAGUCAUCCUGGAUGUCAUGUUUGGGGACAUCUCUGUGAGGUUAUCUGUGUCUUGCCUCUGUCCAGGACAGAAUGGUGACUGUUCACACACUCAAUACCGUUUUUUUCUUCUUCUCUAGAAUGACCAAUCAACAGAGGACCUGCACAUAAUAGGAAGUCAAGAUCUAUCUGUUCUACGAGGCAAGGUAUGUACAUGCUUAAAUAAAUUGGAAUGAUUUAUUUCUGUAAAUAAUCUUUCCAUUGCUAUCCCUCUGGGAAUUUAGAUUAUAUGCUGUCAGAUACCCUUUGUUCUAAAGAAUUUGAGCGUGAAGAACGUUUUUGAUAUAAGGUCAUAACUAGCCACAAGGGGGCGCACUCAGCUCUGCUGUUGAGUGUUGACAGGGCUCUUGGAAAUGUAUCAGUGUGCUCAUUUGGGUGGUAAAGGAAGAAAGAGAAAGACACACACACUUUUAAGACAAAUUCAGAUAAGGUAUACGAUCUAUAAGAAGAAAUAAGAAGAUUGAGCUGAAGAAUGAACUACCCCUGGUAUAUUUCACAUAGGUGUGGCCCUCUAUGUCUAAGGAGUGGGCCCAACGAAUCACCACAAGGCAUAGUAGAUCCAUAUAAUGAAAAUACAUAUUUUGACUCUAUGGCAUGAGGCAAGGUUUAGGUCCUUCCAUAAGAGACAGACAGUUUAAGACAUUCCUGCGUAAAAUUGUGUCUACUAAACUACAUUUCUGGACUGGAGCGAAGAGAGUGAACCCAGUGUCAUCCUGCGUUCAUUCGGCUGGUCAUACAUUUUGGGGUUUUCCCUGACAACCGUCCUCUUUGUGUACCCUUCAUAAGUGUAACUUUGUCAGUGUGUUGCAGCCAUCACCAGGUUGAGAAUGAAUCACUCAUCUAGUCCUAUCCUCUUCCUAAGGAAAUACUUGACGAUAAAAAAUAGGGUUUUGGUGGAUCAUCAUCCACCCCACACAGUACCAUUGAAAGAUUUGAUGGAGUUUAUGUCAACGGUGCUCAAGAUGAUGGUAUGUGAGUGGUGUUGGGAGUGAUGCCCCCAUCUAGAAAGAAUGUAGUCUUACAGCACAGAGUUACUGUCUCUAUCUCAGUAGCAAGGUAUAUUUUAGGAGUCAGAAGAGGACACCGGCAAUGUCAUGCAAAAAUUUUUUUAACAUACAACUGAACAGGCAAAAACCUUAACUAAGAUUUGUUUUUGCUCAGGGUUAGGAGGUCAACAAGAAUAGCUGUCUGUCUAACCCAGCAAAUUUGCGCAAGUCAGGAACAUUAAUCUUCACCAUGGGUAACUAGAUGGCUGCCAUCAAUCUUCACUAAAUGGCUGCCAUCUCAGCGUCAUGCCGUCAUCCCAUGGCACAGCUGAGUGGUGCCAGUCAUUGGGGCAUGUGCCAGUCAUAAGGGGUGCCAGUUAUUAGGGGCGUGGACUCUGGCCAACCGUCAACUAGCAUUAUUGGCAAUGGCAUACCAUUUAUAGCACUUGCUUUUCCUAAUCCCAAAUGUCAUCAUGGAAAGUCGAGGUGUGUUAAAGUUCAAAUGCAUAACACUGUUGCAAAUAUGUAAGUGGGGGAGGCUGGCUGGAUAGGUUCAAGAACAGAUCUGUCAAAUGACUUGAUUUUGCAGGAUUCUCUGCAUGGGGUCGAGUUUCUAUAGCUUACCUCCUUUCCCAGUCCAUCAUCAGCAGAAGGGAGGCAAGUACAGGAUUUUAUUUGGGAUUUUAGCAAUAGGACAGAUAGCGGAAUGAGGGCAAAAGCCUUUGGGUGUAGUGGAGGGGGUUAGAAUGAUGUAACACAUUGUCUGGUAGAAUAAUACACCAAUUACCUCCAAGCAUUUGUGUUUCGUAUCUUUAACAUUCUUGAGGGGAAAUGUAAUCCAUAUUGAAUAAGGUCAUAUAAAAGCCACUGAUGUGGUUUUUUGAGGCUGUUUUGUUUACCUCUUUUUCAUGUGGCAAAGCAGGUUAGUUCUGCUCAAGGUUUCCAUGUUUUCUCUCUCUCUACUACACUAAACAAAAAUAUAAACGCAACAUGUAAACUGUUGGUCUCAUGUUUCAUGAGCUAAAAUAAAAGAUCCCAGAAAUGUUCCAUACUCACAAAAAGCUUAUUUCUCUCAAAUGUUGUACACCAAGUUGUUUACAUCCCUGUUAGUAAGCAUUUCUCCUUUGCCAAGAUAAUCCAUCCACCUGACAGGUGUGGCAUAUCAAGAAGAUGAUUAAACAGCAUGAUCAUUACACGAUGGGGUUAUGGUAUGGGAAGGCAUAAACUACAGACUACGAACACAAUUGCAUUUUAUCGAUGGCAAAAAUACUGUGACGAGAUCCUGAGGCCCAUUGUGAGGCCCAUUUUUUUAAAGGUAUCUGUGACCAACAGAUUCAUAUCUAUAUUCCCAGUCCUGAAAUCCAUAGAUUAGGGACUAAUUAAUUUAUUUCAAUUGACUGAUUUCCUCAUAGUCUCCUGAGUGGCGCAGUGGUCUAAGGCACUGCAUCGCAGUGCUAGCUGUGCCACUAGAGAUCCUGGUUCGAAUCCAGGCUCUGUCGUAGCCGGCCGUGACCGGGAGACCCAUGGGACGGCGCGCAAUUGGCCUAGCGUCGUCCAGCGUAGGGGAGGGAAUGGCCGGCAGGGAUGUAGCUCAGUUGAUAGAGCAUGGCGUUUGCAACGCCAGGGUUGUGGGUUUGAUUCCCACAGGGGGUAUGAAAAAAAAUAAAAAUAAUGUAAGUUGCUCUGGAUAAGAGCGUCUGCUAAAUGACGUAAAUGUAAUAUGAACUGUAACUAAUAUCUUUGCUCAGCAUAGUUACAUGUCCUUACUCCCUAUUCAUAGUUUUACAUAACACGGUUCAGGUGUAGCGUGUAGGCCCACAACAUUGGCCUCCUGCCUGCAUUCUCUCAGAGCACUCGCCUCAAACCAUAGAUACACUCCACCAGCCAGACAAAGAGCCUCAUACACAGCCAAGGGGGGAAAGCUGUCAUUUGAACCCCUGCACCAGAGAAAGAGUCCAACUGUAAUUAUCUUUCUGUCUAAGAUAUUUGGAAGUGCAUUUGGCUCAGUGUUAGGAACAACUGUACAUUAUGAGGGAGUAUAAUGACAUGUCUGUGUGUCUCUUUGGGACUAAAAUUAGAUCCAAGAUUGUCACUAUAGCUACAGUCUAACAAGUGUGAAGUCAAACUCCCAAGUAUUUGCCCCUAUGUUUGAAUGGAAGUUGUUGUGAUGUUGCAGUUCAGAGAUGUUAAAGAUGGGUUUCUCUCUUUUUUUUACAUGGCACAAAGAAUGUCUUGAUUGUAGAGGUAAGUGACUUGCAUCAUCUCAUGGUACAGUAUUGCAAAUGCCUUGAAUUUGCCUUGAUGCCUUGAAUAAAGUUGAUAAAAAUUGUCAAAGACUCCAGCCACCCAAGUCAUAGACUGUUCUCUCUGCUACCGCACGGCAAGCGGUACCGGUGCACCAAGUCUGGAACCAACAGGACCCUGAACAGCUUCCAUCCCCAAGCCAUAAGACUGAUAAAUAGUUAGUUAAACAGUUAACCAAAUAGCUACCCGGACUAUCUGUAUUGACCCUUUAUGCACUAACUUUAUUGACUCAUCACAUAAGCUGCUACUGUUUAUUAUCUGUCACUUUAUUCCUAGUUAUAUGUACAUACAGUAUCUACCUCAAUUACCUUGUACCCCUGCACAUCGACUUGGUACUGGUACCACUUGUACAUAACCAAGUUAUUGUUACUCAUUGUGUAACUAUUAUUACUUUCAUUAUUACGUGUUUUACUUUUCUAUUAUCUAUCUAUUUUCUUUUUCUCUGCAUUGUUGGGAAGGGCCCUUAAGUAAGCAUUUCACUGUUAGUCCACACAUGUUGUUUAUGAAGUACAGUGCCAUGAAAAAGUAUUUGCCCCCUUUCUUAUUUUCUCUGUUUUUACAUGUUUUUUAUACCGAAUGUUAUCAGAUCUUCAACCAAAACCUAAUAUUAGGGAACCUGAGUAAAACAAUAUUUAAAAAAUUGAUACUUAUUUUAUUUAUUUAAUUAACAAAGUUAUGCAACAUCCAAUUCCCCUGUGUGAAAAAGUAAUUGCCCCCUUACACUCAAUAACUGGUUGUGCCACCUUUAGCUGCAAUGACUCCAACCAAACGCUUCCUGUAGUUGUUGAUCAGUCUCUCACAUCACUGUGGAAGAAUUUUGACCCACUUGCAUGCAGAACUGCUAUAACUGCUAUAACAUUUGUGGGUUUUCAAGCAUGAACUGCUCGUUUCAAGUCCUGCCACAACAUCUCAAUUGGGAUUAGGUCUGGACUUUGACUAGGCCAUUCCAAAACUUCAAAUGUGUUGCUUUUUGACCAUUUUCGUGUAGACUUGAUUGUGUGUUUUGGAUCAUUGUCUUGCUGCAUGACCCAGUUGCGCUUCAGCUUCAGCUCACAGACGGAUGGCCUGACAUUCUCCUGUAAAAAGCUCUGAUACAGAGCAGAAUACAUGGUUCCUUCUAUUAAGGCAAGUCGUCCAGAUCCUGAGGCAGUGAAGCAUCCUUAAACCAUCACACUACCACCACCAUGCUUGACCGUUGGUAUGAUGUUCUUACUGUUGAAUGCAGUGACAUAAUGGGACCCGUCUUGUCCAAAAAGUUGACUCAAGUUUGCCAAAAAGCACCUGGAAGCACCUGGAUGAUCAUCAAGACUCUUGGAAGAAUGUUCUAUGGACAGAUGAGUCAAAAUUAUUACUUUUUGGACGAGAUGGGUCCCAUUAUGCCUGUCAAAAACCAAACACUGCAUUCCACAGUAAGAACCUUAUACCAACGGUCAAGCAUGGUGGUGGUAGUGUGAUGGUUUGGAGAUGCUUUGCUGCUUCAGGACCUGGACGACUUUCCUUAAUAGAAGGAACCAUUAAUUCUGCUCUGUAUCAGAGCUUUUUACAGGAUAAUGUCAGGCUAUCUGUCUGUGAGCUGAAGCUGAAGGGCAACUGGGUCAUGCAGCAAGACAAUGAUCCAAAACACAAAAUCAAGUCUACAUGAAAAUGGUUAAAAAGCAACAAAUUUGAAGUUUUGGAAUGGCUUAGUCAAAGUCCAGACCUAAUCCCAAUUGAGAUGUUGUGGCAGGACUUGAAACGAGCAGUUCAUACUUGAAAACCCACAAAUGUCGCUGAGUUAAAGCAGUUCUGCAUAGAAGAUUGUGCCAAAAUUCCUCCACAGCGACGUGAGAGGCUGAUCAACAACUACAGAAAGUGUUUGGUUGGCGUCAUUGUAGCUAAAGGUGGCACUAGUUAUUGAGUAUAAGGGGGGCAAUGACAUUUUCAAACAGGGGCGUUUGGUGAUGGCAUUAUUUUGUUUAUGAAAUAAAUAAAAUACGUUUGUAAUUGUUGUGUUAUUUCUUCACUCAGGUUCCCUUCAACUAACAUUAGGUUUUGGUUGAAGAUCUGUUAACAUUCCGUAUGAAAAAUAUGUAGAGAAAAUUAGAAAGGGGCAAAUACUUUUUCACAGCACUGUAUGUGAGGAAUACAAUUUGAUUUGGUUUGAUCUAUAUGCAGGCUUAUUAUAUUAUACAGUAGGCCUAUAAAUAUGCCAUAUUCCCUCCUGCUUAUGAAUAAAUAUGAAAUGUAAUAUACGAAAAUAUUGAAUUUCUUCACUUAUUCUGAUUUACUAUUUUGAUAAUCAGGUCUUAAAUAAUGCAAUAACAACCAAACGGCAAGGGAUCGAUAAAUUGCAUAGAUUACAUCAUAACAUAUAACAUGCCUAUCAUUGCAUACAGGCAAUAAUUGCUUUAAAUUAAUAGUUUUCCUGCUACCCUCCAAGCUCCUGGUGCACAUAGGCCAGACCUCUCUUUUUUGUAUUUUUUUCCCCCUUUGAGAUGUUUCAGAUGUGAAAGUUUCCAGACUGAAGUCAUCCAUGCAUAAACACUAGGCCUUCACCACAUGAUGGCUGUUUAGCCAACACUCUAGAGGAAAAACAGCAUCUGAGAUCCAAUCAACAUUCUAGAUAGGCUGUGUGAUAUACACACACAUACACAACUGCAUGAAUUUUGUCACAUUGCAUUCUGCACUUCUAUAUAAUUCGUGUAAUUGUUAAUCAGAGAUUUCAAGGAACAAUUUCAAAGCAAAGCAAAACAUUGUCAUUGAUAUCUGUAAAAAAUCUGUGGAUUCAUGUUAUCGGUUGCUAUUGCGAUCCAUUCUCUUCUGAGAGCAGUCCACAUUCAUGGCCCUCCCUUCCUCUAUCCCUCUUCUUUCCCAUGUCUCUAGGCUAUAGUCGACACAGGAAAGACCAUGAAGGCCCUUCUGAAGCAUGUGGAGGCCUUUGAACCCAAGAUGGUCAAGGUCGCCGGGUGAGUCAGUCUGUCAGAGCUCUCCAUGUCCACGGAAUGCCGAGCCUGUGACAGCCACAGGAACAAUGUAAAGUUUGCAAUUGUGUUUCAUUGCUUGAAUUCAACUAUGUUAGUAUAUAAUUGUUUUAAUAAAUCAAUCCUUAUGUAUACCCCAAUAUAUUUUAGAUUUAGAAUGGCAUAGGUACUGUACUGUAUGCCCUUAGUUUCCACUUUGAAGCUUCCGUAAUCAGUGUUGUUCCUGUCUGAAUGAUAAGAAUAGCUACCCUAUCGCCAUCUUCACUAUAAUCUAGGCAUGAACUGCUUAUGUAGUAUCACUGUAAAUUGUUUUAAUCUGAGAUCAAAUCUCUUCUGCAUGAUUCAUUGCAAAUGAUUGUGGAGAUUAGCUUCGUUAAUGGUUGUACUGUCAUGUCUGUUUCAGUCUGCUGGUGAAAAGGGUCCCUAAUGUGGUUGGAAGCCUUCCAGACUGUAAGUGCAUCUCUAUUUAAUGUCAUCCAUGAUGCCAUCCAGGAUUUCACUCAUCCUUCAUUCAUCCUUCAGAAUAAGAUUUAUACUGUACAUGUCAUGUUACUGAUAUCUCAGUCUAAAGCCCAGGUGGUUUCGAAUAUUGAAUGAGCUUGUAUUUUAAAUGUUGUAUGUUUAAUACAUUACAAGGUGCUUUGUUUGAGGUUGGUAUUUGAUCGUGAGACAUUUCGAGAAGAUUUUCUGCUAUACAGACCUAAUAUAACCCCUGACAUUGACUCAAGUUUGAAUUUAUGGUUUAUUCAGACCAUCUCUACAUAUUUAGCAUAUCAAAUUUUCUGUGUCUGUAUAUGUUUUAACAGAUGUGGGGUUUGAAAUUCCCAACCGUUUUGUCGUGGGCUAUGCCUUGGACUACAACGAGUAUUUCCGUGACCUGAAUGUAAGACCCUACUUUUACUUCUGAACUACACAUGACCUUUUAGUUUAAAGAGCUGUUUGAAAGGGAUGAAAGAGCCGGGAGCUGAGAGUAAACAUAGUCAAAGAGACACUUCUCUCCCUGAAAUCUAAACUCACCCAGGUAUCCUCGGUGUGUGUUUGUGUGUAUCCCUGUGUGUCUCUCUCUGUGUGUGUGUCUCUGUGUGUGUGGGUGUCUCUCUCUCUCUGUGUGUGUGUGUGUGUCUCUCUGUGUGUCUCUCUCUGUGUGUCUCUCUGUGUGUGUGUGUCUCUGUGUGUGUGGGUGUCUCUCUCUCUCUCUCUCUCUGUGUGUGUGUGUGUGUGUGUGUGUGUGUGUGUGUGUGUGUGUGUGUGUGUGUGUGUGUGUGUGUGUGUGUGUGUGUGUGUGUGUGUGUGUGUGUGUGUGUGUGUGCGUGCGUGCGUGCGUGUGUGUGUGUGCGGGUGCUCGUUGGGGCGCAUGGGCCUUCGAGUGUGUGCGCGUUCGGGGGUGUGUAUGUGUGCACUGUAUGUUUUGGAAUACCUGUAUGUUUUCCUGACCUCUUGCACUGUGCCCCAUGCCAACACUCGUAUGUUAAAUUGAGUUACAGUGUUCUUAUUUUAAAUGUACUGCCCUUACCUCUAUUAUGAAUACCUGUAUCAAGGAGAUACUCAGAUUUGUCUGAAACACAGCACCCCAAACUCACACCCGCACCUUUGGCCUGUGUGUGUUUUGUGUGUGUUUGCGUGUGUUUGCGUGUGUGUGUGUGUGUUUGUGUGUGUGUGUGUGUGUGUGUGUGUGUGUGGUAUUCAUUACAGAAAUUGGAAGGAAGGUCAAACCAGGAAUGUAACGGUUAGGAUCUGCUUAUCUGGCAGAGUGAGGGCUUCCCUUCUCAUCUUAGACAUCUUAAUUCCCCACUUAACGACUAUUAGUAAUACCAGUUAGCACAUGCUACAUAUCAGUACAAUCAUAUGAUUGUUAUCAAGGAAGUGUUCAUUUAUCAGUUUGAGAUUGACCUUCGAUGACCUUUGAACCCUGAAUCUUUAAAUUAUGUAAAGUUCAGUGCGCUAGCAUAAUGGAGAGGCGAGAUGAUUCCUGUCAUAUGGGGAAAGUCUGACCUUGCUUUCCCAAAUUCACAUCCCUCCACAAUCUCUAAUCAACUCAAAACAUUUAUCUUCUGAGGGCUCGUCGUCACCGUGGUAUUUCAACACUCCAGCAGAUAAAACACAACAGAUAACUAAUUUAUGUUCUGUAAACAUGGGGGAUUAAAACAUAUUUCAGUGACGUUCUAUAAACGAUCAAAGUGUUGCUCGCUUGAUUUAACAUCUGACUGAGCGGAACAACUCUCUUUCUCUUCCUCCCUCUAGCAUAUCUGUGUCAUAAGUGAGAUUGGAAAAGUGAAGUACAAGAUUUGAAGAGAAGUCACAUGGGUUGUUCAGAGUUGCAGUGUUUUCAACUUGUGGCAGCAUGACAAGUGCCUUCCCUUCUCAUAUCUUCGUUCGUGCUCUGUUGUGGAUUAUUGUUGGUUUAUUCAUUUCAUAAUAAGAGACACCUUGCAUGUGCUUUAUGCAAAACAUAUAAGUUCUGAGUUAUUCAAGUUACAUACAACCUUGAUUUCCAAAUUUUAAGACAGUCACACAGUGAAUUAUUUUUUUCAUUUUUUUUUUCAUAUGCUAUUGUUUUUGUAAACAUCAUAUUACAGUGUUGACAGAAUAUGCUUUAACGUAAUAUGCAUCUAUAACUUUAUAUGUAAAAUACUAAUGUUGUCACCAAUUAUCUAAUAUGUGCCAAGCACAAAAAAUAAAACAAGAAAGAGUCUGGGUUAUCAGUGGCCGAUUGCUUUUGAUUGAAAGAGAAGAGGUUGAAAGAAGGAGUUGAAUGUUGGCCUAAAGAGGGAGCACCCCAGCCUGAAAUGUAUGUUCUGACUGUCUAUUUUACCCAGCUGUUUAUCCAAAACAACACUGCCUG
Molecule: messenger RNA, 12635 nt
Organism: Coregonus sp. 'balchen'
Lineage: Eukaryota; Metazoa; Chordata; Actinopteri; Salmoniformes; Salmonidae
Source: the annotation of a GenBank genome assembly